Drosophila persimilis is the source of this 855-nucleotide messenger RNA. RefSeq lists its product as uncharacterized. The transcript is spliced from 3 exons. Lineage: Eukaryota; Metazoa; Arthropoda; Insecta; Diptera; Drosophilidae. The coding region runs from base 34 to 636 and encodes 200 amino acids. The record is from RefSeq and is a predicted model, not a curated record.
GCGUAGAUUAAAUAGAAGCUGGUGGCUUGCACCAUGUGCCGAGUGCUCCUCACGCUCGCCUACUUCCUCCUGACCAUCUCGUCCAUUGUGUUUACGGCCUGCGUCAACAAUGUCACGGGCACCAGUUCACCCGGGUCUGGGACCAGCACCUCCCUGACGGGACACAUCCACCGCACUGCGGCGGCCAUCGAACGGGUGAACAAGCUCUGGUGCUACGCCUGCCACACGAUGGACGAUGGCGAGUCCUGCGUGGACGUGGCGGUGCGCAAUGAUUCGUCUCUGUUUAAGAAGUGCCAAGGCGAGGAGUUCAUCUGCAUGGUCAAGCGGUUCUCCUAUACCACCAGCACAGAGAACUCCACGAGCUCUCCGAAGAUGUGGUCCUUGGAUCGCCGAUGUGUCGCCAACUGCGAGCCUGGCUGCAUCAUCAUCGGGGAGCGGACCAAGCUCUACGCCUGCACCUCCUGUUGCGAGGAGUCCUUCUGCAAUACGGGCCGCGGUGCUGCCUCGGGCAUCUUUCAUCGCGAGGCCACUGGCAUUGGCACGCGUAUGUUCUGGCUAGCUGCUCCUUUUCUGAUCAACAUAUCUCUGGUCCUGUACAAGAGGCACUCCGGUCACGUCCUCAUCAAGCAGCACUAGUUCCGGGCGUGUAGCGCAGCCCGUAGAUCUGCGCGGUACAACCUCAAUGAAUUUACUCAACGAACCCAAUGUUGCUCAAAUCUACUAUUAUCUUUAAUUUCCUAGCCAAGUAGAUUUCGGAUCCUGUAAGCUAACGUAUGCUAUACGUUUUAUGAAUGUAUGUAGAUAGUACAAUCCAUGAUCUUUCCGUGUGAUAAUAAAUGAUUAUUUUGUCACUAC